AUGGGCGGCGGCGGAAAAGUCCCUUACCCCAAGCACGUCUGGUCUCCAGCCGGUGGUUGGUACGCGCAGCCUGCGAACUGGCGCGCCAACACCCUGAUUGCUGGUGUCGUCAUGGCCGGAAUCGUUGCGGUUACGUGGAAGUUCAGCGCUGGACGAGAACAAUGGGCUCACCGACCUGAGCAAGGGCAGUGGUACGCCAGCCGACAGUAUGCUAUCCAAUUCCGCAUUGGCGAGAUUCUGAGCGAAAGUGCUAACAAUGGGGUUUAG
Messenger RNA from Fusarium musae, 267 nucleotides. RefSeq lists its product as uncharacterized. The transcript is spliced from 3 exons. Bases 1 to 267 code for a protein of 88 amino acids. NCBI's taxonomy places the organism in Eukaryota, Fungi, Ascomycota, Sordariomycetes, Hypocreales, Nectriaceae. The record is from RefSeq and is a predicted model, not a curated record.